CCCUCCCUGAGAAUUGUAAUGGACCUCAGAAGCACUCCUGCCCGGUUUCUGGACAAGUUCAUUGAACUCUAUCUCCUGCCGAACACACAUUUCCGCAUGCAGGUCAAACAAGCCAUCCACAUCAUCUGCGAGUUCCUGAAGGAAAGGUGCUUCCGAAGUGGCCCCUACCGUGUGCGGAUAUUGAAGGUGGUGAAGGGUGGCUCCUCAGGCAAAGGCACUGCCCUCAGAGGUCGAUCUGAUGCUGACCUGGUUGUCUUCCUCAGUCCUUUUGACAGUUUUCAGGAUCAGUUACAUCUCCGGAAAGAGUACAUUGAGGAAAUUAGGAGACAGCUGGAAGCCUGUCAAAGAGAGAAAUUGUUUAGCGUGGAGUUCAAGGUCCAGAAUCCAUUGUGGAACAAUCCCCGUGCACUGAGCUUUGUCCUUAGUUCCUCUCAGCUCAAGGAGGAGGUGGAGUUUGAUGUGCUGCCUGCCUUUGACGCCCUGGGUCAGUUAACCACAGGCUAUAAACCAGACCCCAAAGUCUACGUUGAGCUCAUCCAGGAGUGCACCCGCCUGAAGAAAGAGGGCGAGUUCUCCACCUGCUUUACGGAGCUGCAGCGAGACUUCCUGAGGCAGCGUCCAACCAAGCUGAAGAGCCUCAUCCGCCUCGUCAAGCACUGGUUCCAAAUUUGUAAGGAGAAGAUUGGGAAGCCACUGCCACAGCAGUAUGCUCUGGAGCUGCUGACAGUCUAUGCCUGGGAGAAAUGGAAUGGUGAAACAGAAUUCGAGACAGCUCAAGGAUUUCAGACCGUCUUGGAAUUAGUUAUAAACUACAAGGAACUUUGCAUCUACUGGACAGUAAAUUAUGACUUUAGCAACUCUGAGAUUAAAGAAUACCUGAAAAAGCAGCUCGAGAAAUCCAGGCCUGUGAUUCUGGACCCAGCUGACCCUACAGGAAACGUGGGUGGUGGAGACCCAGAGGGCUGGCGGCGGCUGGCACGAGAGGCUGAAGCCUGGCUUGGAACCCAGUGCUUUAUAAAAUGGGAUGGGUCUCCAGUGGGCUCCUGGAUCACGCUGAUGAAAGCGACAGUGAGGACCAGGAGACUUGGGCUAAUGAGGCGUAUCCAAGACAAGGUUAUGUUGGGACAUAUCAGUAUCCUGAUUUCUCUCAGCACUACAGCACAUCCCAGGCAGUGCCCACUCCACAGACAGAAGAAAACUGGACAUGCGCCAUCCUUUGAAUGCCAGUGCAUCUUGGGGGAAAGGCUCCAGAGUCAUCCAGACCAGCCUCCUCACUCCUCAUUUCCAGGCAGGACCCUUGAUCUGGGAGGAUAGGAGAUUACCCCAAGUCCUCAGUGAAGCUGGUGUACAAUCUAGGAUCAGAACCCAGGUCUCCUGACCCCUGUCCUUCCACACCCUCUCUCCUGUCAUAGAUAGCACUACCCACAGCCCCGCCUCACUCUGCCUGUUCUCGGACAACAUUCCCUGAGAGGCACCAGAGAGAUGUAGACAAGAGAGUAGGAUUUCAGUUUUGACUUUCUUCUGUGUUUCUGAUAGAAGGGUUAUGUUCAAUGUAUUAUCAAUAAUAACAAAAAGAUAAGCAAA
Messenger RNA from Carlito syrichta (Philippine tarsier), 1584 nucleotides. It is a transcript of the gene OAS1, whose product is annotated as 2'-5'-oligoadenylate synthetase 1. Gene Ontology annotation, biological process: negative regulation of viral genome replication; regulation of ribonuclease activity; defense response to virus. Bases 19 to 1314 code for a protein of 431 amino acids. Lineage: Eukaryota; Metazoa; Chordata; Mammalia; Primates; Tarsiidae. The record is from RefSeq and is a predicted model, not a curated record. The transcript has 7 exons. Gene Ontology annotation, cellular component: cytosol; membrane; nucleoplasm. Gene Ontology annotation, molecular function: double-stranded RNA binding; 2'-5'-oligoadenylate synthetase activity.